CGUUAGAUCUGCUGAACAUGUCCAGACGGAUGUUAGGCCGAUCCAGCCAGGAGCACUGAAGUCAGAUGGGCUUGGCCGAACAAUAACACAGUCAUUACUUGUUGACCUACUUAACUUUAUAUCCAAAAAUAAAUGCAGCUUUAUAUGUUUCUCCAUCUGCGCUUCUGCUGAGGUCGCUUCUACGGUAUCCCCGUCUUCAGUAUGGCAGGCUGUGGAGAAGUGGACUGUUCAGUGAAUGCCCUGGCUCCCUCCAAGCUGAUAGAGGAAAUAGGAGAUACUUGUGCUACAGAUCCUUUCAAUCCCACCACCGCCACCACCACCCCUGAGUGUGCCAUCUGCCUGCAGAGCUGCGUCCACCCUGUACGACUCCCAUGCUUCCACGUCUUCUGUUUCCUGUGUGUGAAAGGUGCCUCCUGGCAGAGCAAGCGCUGUGCUCUCUGCCGACAAGAAGUCCCAGAGGACUUCCUGGAGCGUCCGGUUCUUCUCUUGCCUGAAGAACUGAAAGCAGCAGCUGCAGGGGUGAGCCAGAGUGGAGGGACCCGUGGCGGUUCCCGUGGAGAUUAUGCAUGGUACUAUGAGGGGCGCAACGGCUGGUGGCAGUAUGAUGAAAGGACCAGCCGUGAGCUGGAGGAGGCUUUCGCCAAGGGCAGGAAGAGCACAGAGAUGCUGAUUGCAGGGUUUCUUUAUGUGGCCGACAUGGAGAACAUGGUGCAAUAUCGCCGCAAUGAGCAUGGCCGAAGACGCAAGAUAAAGCGGGACAUUGUAGAUAUCCCCAAGAAGGGUGUCGCAGGACUGAGGAUAGACCCUGAACCUGCCACCAUUCCUACUGUACCAGUUGUCACCCCAGCUGCAACCGAACGUGUCAGCUCAGCUGAUGGAUCAGACACUGAUGGCCAAUCACAGUCUUCAUUCUUUGGGAUAAUGGCAUCUCUUCCCCCUGUUAGACCUCCAACACUCCUGGGACGCCAUCUUACAAUCCCCCGCCCUCCCUCCCCCUUAAGCGUGGAGGAGUCUUUCUCCCAGCUCUUAAUCAGCCAGCCAGAGGGUGAAGAGGUGGAAGGAGAAGACGAGAUACAGACGUAUGAGUAUGCAUCUGGCAGCAGUGAGAGUGAGGAGGAAAGGCAGUGCGAGAGAGGGAGAGCAGAAUCGAUGCCACAGAGAAGACAUAGGCUAAGAGAGAGCCAGCCGGCUAGGAUGCCUCCAAGGGGCGGGCCCUCCAGCUCUGCACUCAGUCUCCGCUCACGUAGUCCAGAUGGUCAGUGCACUGUGACAGAAGUGUGACUGCUACGGGACAGUGAGAUCUGUUCUACAGAUGACAGUGCUUGAACUUGUAUCAGGUCUGCAAAAAAGUUUGAAAACCAUUAUGCAUCUUUAAAGGUCCCAUGAAAUGAAAAAUACAUUUGUUAUUUGUAUCACUGGGUGAUUGCCCCAUCAACGAUUUAUUUUUAUAACAAAAUGUAUUAUUUUUUUUUCGAAGAUCUCAUGCAAUGGAAUGUAAUCUUAGUUUUGUGUGGGAUCCAGAAACCGUUUGUUCAAAACCUGCAGGUCUAUAUGGGUAACUAGCAGUAGCUGCAAUAACAUGGCUCACAGCUAUGUAGUUGGAUGUUAGUUUGCAAAAAAAACACCAUCGACAGCUCUCUCCACUGUAAACCUAUAAUAACUUGACACAUGGGAUGAACUCAUGUACAUCUUUAAUGUCCUCCACCCAAUAUUGUUUUUCAUGCAGAAAUGCUGAAACACUUACAACUACAGAUGCAAAAUUCUGGGAAUAUUGAAGUUGAAAACUUGACAUGGGAAUUAACUCUAGUAAUAUAAUUUAAAGCUUACAUGAAAGCAUGUGACUACAUGCUCAGACAGUGCAGUAGUGUGGGCUGCACGUGUGAUGGCAGAAUGCCCUGUGCAUGCAGAGGGUUUCACCGAAUUCUUAUUUAAUGGGAUGCUGGCAAAUAAAAUGAUCUGUACAUGGUGCAAUUUCAUGAAAUGGGCAUACUUUCAAUCAAAACUUGCUAAAAAACUUACUAUUGCUUUUUUUUGUGCAUUUCCCCCAAAAAUAAGUUCAUUUUUAAAAUGUAUGGAUUUUGUAUUCAAUAUAUUCCCAAGCUUAACUUCCCUUGGAAAAAGACCUGGACAUUUACCGACCCUCUACAACCCCAGUUACAACGUUAAAGCCAUUUCAAGGGACCUCAACACAUAAAUUAAAGCCUUUUGUUGAAGACUCCAAAAGCAAUAUACUGUAUACCAGUCCCUCCAGAAAAAACGCGAUUAUGCGAUCGCAUAAUUCAAUGCAUAAUCAGCCAGUCUGCAUAUUUAUGCGGGGGCCGC
Messenger RNA from Perca fluviatilis (European perch), 2322 nucleotides. Its product is annotated as E3 ubiquitin-protein ligase rnf146-like. The coding region runs from base 202 to 1281 and encodes 359 amino acids. The transcript is spliced from 2 exons. The record is from RefSeq and is a predicted model, not a curated record. NCBI's taxonomy places the organism in Eukaryota, Metazoa, Chordata, Actinopteri, Perciformes, Percidae. Gene Ontology annotation, cellular component: nucleus; cytoplasm. Gene Ontology annotation, molecular function: zinc ion binding; ubiquitin protein ligase activity; poly-ADP-D-ribose binding. Gene Ontology annotation, biological process: Wnt signaling pathway; ubiquitin-dependent protein catabolic process.